GCCAUAUCCACAGCAGAUCUCAGCAUUUAUUCCAUCGCCGCAUUUAACCCUAAACUGUGUCUAACUGGCGGUUUCCACAGAGGCUGCACUUUGCAGGGUUCACUUUCCAUAGAGAGGGAGUUGUCUCGCUGCUGAUGCUGGGGAGAUCAACCCUUUAUCUCCCAUCUCGAAUCGCCUUCCCACCCCUCUGCGCAGCAGCUGAGUCUACACCGGGCUUUAUUAGGACACGCUGGAUGGCUUCUGCACUUACUCCGGCGUGAAUCUCUUCCUCAUCAUCCUUUCUUUGAGUCUGCAAACAAAACGAACAGCAACAACAAUGACGGACCCGGCCUCCCAGGACACCUACCCUGUCCCAGACCCGACUAUUGUGGAUCCCUUUACGGCUGCGAUGCGGAACGGCCAGUGCGCCCAGGAUGGCUUCACCAACAACCACCACCAGCCUACCAAGAGCCCCGGCCAGCCCGAUACGCUCCCCACGGGCCAGGAGAUGAACAUCACAGACAGUGUGGAGGGAGAAGGUCUUCUCGAGAGCAGCAUGCGGCUGAAGCCCCACGAAGCUCAGAGCUACAGGAAGAAGGCCCUCUGGGUCUCCUGGGUGUCCAUCGUGGUCACGCUCAUAAUGGCUGUGGCAGCUUUCACUGUAUCAUUCAUGAGACACAGCGCGUCAGCCUUCGGAUUUGCCUUUAAUGCUACGCUGGACAUCCUCUCAUCAUUCAUUGUCCUUUGGCGCUACAGCAACGCAGCAGCUGUGCACUCUGCACACAGAGAGUACAUAGCAUGUGUGGUCCUCGGGGUGGUGUUCGUCCUUUCCUCCCUGUGCAUCCUUGGAAAGGCCAUCCAUAAUCUGGCUACCAGGGAGCCUCCUGAAGUGGACGACUUCCUCUACAGUGUGUCUAUAGUGAGCGGAAUCACAUGUGCUGUGCUAGCUGUGGCCAAGUUCAUGCUGGGAAGGGUGCUGACUAGCCGGGCACUUAUCACUGACGGGUUUAACUCUAUUGUUGGUUCUAUCAUGGGAUUUUCCAUUCUGAUCAGCGCUGAAAUCUACAAGGACCACGUUGACGUCUGGUUUUUGGAUGGCACCCUCGGAGUUCUCAUUGGACUCAUCAUCAUGGCCUAUGGCGUCAAACUCCUGGUGGACAUGGUGCCCCGCGUGAGGCAGACGAGGAACUACGAGCGCUUUGAGUGAAUGUGUGUUGGGCAGGUUCAAACACGUACACUUCCCCCGCCCUCUUCUCUCUGUCUUUAUUACACACUUUCCUACACAUUUUACCUGAACAUGCAGCACAACACACGCUGUGAAUACUGUACAUAGUGCAUUCAGACAACAAGAAACACACAUUAAUUCACACACAAAGGCAGACAUCUGAUAUACUUUGACAGAGAAGGACUUGUUUGAAGACCAAAUCAUGGAGAGAAAACACCUAAAUACUUACUUUGUCACUUUCUGUCCAUAAAACCAGUUUAAAAAAGGCCCCUAGAAUAAGGAAAGCCACAAGACCGCAGUAUUUGUCUGACAUGGAGAUAACACUAGUUGCUCGAAUGACAUAUACACAAUCAAGACUACAGUAUAUUGAUUCGUCAUAGUGGAUAUAUUCAGUCUAAAUUACUAAAUGGUCAACAUUUUACAAACAGAAAUGUUCUCCCACGUUAUAUUGUUUGAAAAUGUAUAAUGAGAUUUGGAAGAGACAAACUCCAAGUCGAGGUCUGCUCGUCAAUUUAAAGGUGGGGUAGGUAAGUUUCAGAAACCGGCUCGAGAUACACUUGUUAUAUUCCAUGGAAUGCUCUUAACAUCCCGAUAGCAAUGAAUAUCUUAAGUGCUUUGACAAAAAAUCCA
Messenger RNA from Gymnodraco acuticeps, 1834 nucleotides. RefSeq names its product transmembrane protein 163a (gene tmem163a). Gene Ontology annotation, molecular function: zinc ion binding. The coding region runs from base 317 to 1186 and encodes 289 amino acids. Lineage: Eukaryota; Metazoa; Chordata; Actinopteri; Perciformes; Bathydraconidae. Gene Ontology annotation, cellular component: synaptic vesicle membrane. The record is from RefSeq and is a predicted model, not a curated record. The transcript has 8 exons.